This is a messenger RNA of Eurytemora carolleeae, 1875 nucleotides long. Its product is annotated as MFS-type transporter SLC18B1. Gene Ontology annotation, biological process: transmembrane transport. NCBI's taxonomy places the organism in Eukaryota, Metazoa, Arthropoda, Copepoda, Calanoida, Temoridae. Gene Ontology annotation, molecular function: transmembrane transporter activity. The record is from RefSeq and is a predicted model, not a curated record. Bases 93 to 1862 code for a protein of 589 amino acids. The transcript has 19 exons.
AAAACCCAAAAAACCUAAGGCCUAAGAUUAUCCUGUGAUCUAUUUGCCUGCAGUACUAUUUUAGUCAAUUAUUGUCAGUUUAGCUUUUUAAAAUGGAAUCUUCAAGUACAGAUCAACCCGAGCUCCCCAGCACCAUAGAAGCAGACAAUAUCAACGAAUCUGCGAAACUUCAGAGUGAUAAUUCAGAAAACUGCAGCGGCAAUAGCAGCAGCAGUAGUGACAGCAGCAGCAAUGAAAGUAGUAGCAGUGGAAGCUGUGAGAGUAGCAGUGAAACUGAAAAUUUACUUAAGAACCUUGGAACAGUUAUUUCUCAAUCUUUUUCUGAAAAUGCUGAAAGAUACACAAACCGGCCCCCAUCAAUUAUGGCAAGUUUUGAAGCGGACUUGGGAAAACUGCCCUUGGAAGCCAACUCUGCGGAAGUGUAUAUACGAACAGUUCGUCGAACACUCGAUACAACGGAUAUUAUUAAGUGCGCUAAGGAGGAUGUCCCUGAUGUAGUUGUUGAGGGUGGUGUACCAGCAGUUCAUGUUAUGUCCCUCUUCCUGCUAGGACUAGUAGAGUUCCUUUGUGGUAAUGCUCUGUCCAUCCUUUCUCCGUUCUACACUACAGAAGCUGCUUCUAAAGGAUUAUCAGUGACUGCUAGUUCUGCUGUAUUUGCUACCGUGUUCAUUCUUCAGAUCGUCUUUACUCCUAUAUUCGGACGAUACAUCACUAGUAUUGGAUCUAUUCGUCUUCUAGUAGUAGGUUCCAUAGUUUCUGGUUUGGCGAACAUCGGAUUCGGAUUCGUGUCCGAUAUUAACGAUGUUCAACUGUUUUUCUGGAUCAGUAUCCUUAUGCGUAGUAUUACAGCUCUCGGAGAAUCCGCCAUCAAUACUGCUGUAUACCCACUUGCUAGAAGUAUGGCCCCUGCCAAGUAUGCAUCUACUGCAAUGUCUUGUAUGGAAACAUCUUUCGGUCUUGGGACCAUGAUGGGACCAUUCCUUGGAGGUGUCCUCUAUGAGCUUGGUGGAUUUUAUCUUCCUUUCCUGUUCUGUGGAAUAAUGCUCGGUUUGAGUGGUAUCGUGGCUGGUCUUCUCAUAUACUGCUGGAUAGUGAAGAAGGAGCAGGGAGGAGGAAUUCUUGAUUUCGUUCCUGUUCGGGUCAAAUACAGAGACGUUAUCACGAAACCUGGAGUUCUUAUUGCCUCCAUAGUUCUUAUUUUCUCAGGAAUGAGCACACAAUGGUAUCAGCCUACAAUGGAACCCUACCUCUCUUCUCAAUUCAACAUCUCUCCGUUCAAGGCGAGCCUGUUCCUUGUUAUUGAUGGAGCUGUGUAUGCUGUUAUAUCUCCAGUCUGGGGUCUACUCCUGGAUAAACGAAUGGAUGUUAGGGUUCUGUUAAUGCUUGGGAGUGGUUUGAUAUCCGUAUCUUUUAUCAUCCUUGGACCAGUUUUUCUUCCCCUUGAGGCGUCAUUAGCUCAGGUUGGAGUUUCAAUGGGAGUACAUGGUUUAGGAAUGGGGGCUAACUUUAUUGGUACCCUGAUCCUCCUGACCAGAGAAAUAGAGAAAGGAGAGAAUGUAAACAAAGAGCAAGCCCAGGGUCUAGCUACCAGCUUGUGGAUCACUAACGAGUGUAUUGGGAGUUUUAUUGGAUCUGCAUUAGGUGGGUUAACCUAUGAUAAGAUAGGUUGGGAGUACAGUUGUCUAGUUAUUUCUCUAAUUCAAUUUAUUGGACUCAUUCUUUGCCUCUUCCACAGGGAAGAAAACGUGACUCUGAUACAAAGAAUGAUUGUCAGGAGUGCUGGACGGGUUAAGAAGGAAAAAACAGGAUGCGGAAAAGGAACCUCUGAUAAGAAACUCCAAACCUUCCUACGGUUCAAAUAAUNAAUUACUACUU